Molecule: messenger RNA, 1452 nt
Organism: Prinia subflava (tawny-flanked prinia)
Lineage: Eukaryota; Metazoa; Chordata; Aves; Passeriformes; Cisticolidae
Gene: TMT1A
Product: thiol methyltransferase 1A
Exons: 2
Coding region: 198-944 (248 amino acids)
Molecular function (GO): S-adenosylmethionine-dependent methyltransferase activity
Source: RefSeq, a predicted model, not a curated record
UCCGGGCACUGCCUGUCUGCACCUGCCCCGCUCAGUCCUCGCCCGUGAGCGCACUGAGAAUUCAGCCGGGGAAAAGCGGCCACCAGAGCGGCUGAAUGUGCUCGGGGAGGCCCCGAGCGCGGCUCUGACCGAGCUCCCGGAGCUCUGACACACGGGAGAAGCUCCUGCCCUGCUCGGAUCCUCUGCCCACGCCGAAAAUGCCAGCGGCCGGUGCCAGCGUGCUCCUGCUCCGCGCCUGCCUGGCGCUGCUGGCCUCGCCCAUCUACCUGCUCUCCUUCCUGGGCAUGUGGGAGCCCUUCUGCAGGAAGAUCUUCUUUCCUUUCAUCCUGGACAAGCUCAGCGUCAUCCACGACAAGAAAUCCAAGAAGCACAAGCAGGAGCUGUUCCGCAACCUGCCCGACUUCAGGGGCCCGUCGGGGGCGCUGAGGCUGCUGGAGAUCGGCACCGGCAGCGGUGCCAACUUCCAGUUCUACCCGCCGGGCUGCCGGGUCACCUGCACCGACAUCAACCCCGGCUUCCAGGAGGGCCUGGCCAGGAACAUGAAGAAGAACGAGCACCUGCAGUUCGAGCGGUUCGUGGUGGCCGCGGGGGAGGACCUGGGCCAGGUGCCCAGCGGCUCGGUGGACGUGGUGGUGGCCACGCUGGUGCUGUGCUCCGUGAGCAGCGUGGGCAGCACGCUCAGGGAGGUGCUGCGGGUGCUGCGGCCGGGAGGAGCUUUCUAUUUCUUGGAGCACGUGGCCGCCGAGCAUUCCAGCUGGAGGUAUUUUUGGCAGCAGGUCUGCUACCCGACUUGGAAACUCGUCUUUGCUGGAUGCUGCCUCACGAGAGAGCUGUGGAAGGAUCUGGAAGAGGCCAAGUUCUCGGAGCUGAAGAUCCAACACAUCAGCGUGGCGAUGCCCUGGAUGCCCAUCAAGCCCCACAUCGUGGGCUACGGGGUGAAGUAACCCCUGUCCCCCAAAAUUCCUCACGGUGACCAACACACCCUGCACGGCACGGGCUCCUCCACACGUGCCCUUAUCAGUGAAGGACUUAAAUCAGAACCCAAAGUCUCAGCUGAGAGGAGAGGGUCAGUUUUCUGAGUGUCUCUGAAUCACACAAUCAAUAAUCAACAAAGUUGGAAAAGCCUUUUUGGAUCAGCGUCCAACACAGCACCAGCACCACUAAACAUUCAUUCACAGUUCACCACUAAACCACGUCCCCAAGUGCCACAUCCACGGGUUUUUUGAACACUUCCAGGGAUGGUGACUUCCAGCCUGUGCCAGGGCCUGGCAGCCCUUUUCUGUGAAGAAAUCUUCCCUCCUAUCUAAUUAAACCUCCCCUGGUAUAACCUGAGGCUGUUUCCUUCCUGAAGCCUUGGGCUGAGCCUGCCUUGUUGGAGCCCAGUGCAGCCAGGGAGGAUCCCAGGACAACGAAAACCAGCCCGGGAAGCAGAAAAUAAAUGUAUUAAUGGCA